Molecule: messenger RNA, 2697 nt
Organism: Sclerotinia borealis F-4128
Lineage: Eukaryota; Fungi; Ascomycota; Leotiomycetes; Helotiales; Sclerotiniaceae
Source: the annotation of a GenBank genome assembly
AUGACCAUACCCAGCACUUCCAACGGUGCUGUCGAGGACAUCUUAGGUAUUUCACCUCAUGUGACGAAAGUCACGGGAGUCAAAUCCAGAUCAAGGCACAAUUCAACCUUCAAUAUCAUCGACAUCCGCCAUGAUGGUGCCGAAAUCGCGUUGAAGGAUGAAAUCUUGGCAUCUUUGAAGCCACAAAGUGGUCUCAAGAGUCUGCCUACCCUGCUCCUAUACGAUGAGCGGGGUCUACAAAUAUAUGAAGAAAUCACUUAUUUGCCUGAAUAUUACCUUACAAACGCAGAGAUUGAUGUCCUUGAACGUUCCGCGGAGAGUAUUGCAGCAAAUAUCCCUUCUAAUUCUAUGGUUGUUGAGCUGGGGAGCGGUAAUUUACGCAAGGUGAGUAUACUUCUACGAGCUUUAGAUGCGGCCGGCAAAUCUGUCGACUAUUAUGCACUUGAUCUGUCAUUGAGAGAGUUGGAGAGGACUCUAGAGCAGGUUCCGGAAUUCAAAUACGUGAAAUGCCAUGGGCUUCAUGGAACUUACGACGAUGGUCUUGCGUGGCUAAAACUUCCAGAAAACUCUUCUAGGCCAAAAUGUAUUUUGUCGAUGGGGUCUAGCAUUGGUUUGUCUUUCGAACUUAAUUUGCCGAUAAUCAACUUACCAUUUGCAGGUAACUUCCAAAGACACGACGCAUCGAUAUUUUUGAAGAGUUUCACGGAAAUUCUGAGCCCAUCGGACAUGUUUCUCAUUGCCAUCGAUGCGACGGGUGACCCGGAAAAGAUCUACCAUGCUUACAAUGGUCUGUCGAUCCCAUCCCAAAUCUUCUGCUCGAUGCUGACCUUGACGAUAAGACGAGAAAGGAGUCACUCACAGCAAAGGUUUGUCUUGAACGGUUUAGUUCAGGCGAACGAAAUCCUCGAAGAAAACGUCUUCGACAUCACCGAUUGGUCAGUUAUUGGAGAGUAUGUAUACGACUCGCAAGGAGGCCGUCACCAGGCCUUCUAUACGCCAUCCCGCGAUAUUACUGUUAAAGAUGUUCUUAUCAAAGCUGGAGAACGCGUGAAGAUUGAAGUUAGUUUAAAAUAUUCAACCCAGGAAACAGCCAAGCUAUUGAAGGACGCUGGAAUGAGAGAAUCUCAAAGGUGGUCCGCUUCAACCGACGAAUAUAAUAUCCACCUUCUGACAAAGAACACAAUGCCAUUCGACUCUAAUCCAAAAGUCUAUGCCUCGUCUACGGUCCCGACUUUUGAGGAUUGGAAAGGCUUGUGGUCAGUAUGGGAUACUGUGACCCGAAAAAUGAUUACAAAUGAAGAUUUGACUGAAAAGCCAAUCAGACUUCGAAAUGCUUGCAUAUUUUACCUGGGACAUAUCCCGACAUUCCUAGAUAUGCAGCUGAUUAAGGUCACAAAGGAGCCGCUCUGCGAGCCUUCUUCCUAUCACGCAAUCUUUGAAAGGGGAAUCGAUCCGGAUGUUGACAACCCUGAGCAAUGUCAUGCCCACUCCGAGAUUCCGGACGAGUGGCCACCACUUGAAGAGAUUUUGUCGUAUCAAGAAAACGUGAGAGGGAAGGUUCAAAGGCUCUAUGCAAGCCAAGAUAUCCCAAGAAAUCUCGGUCGUGCGCUUUGGUUGGGGUUUGAACACGAAGCUAUGCAUUUGGAAACUCUCUUGUACAUGUUACUACAAAGUGACAAAACUAUUCCACCUACUACUGCUAGGCCAGACUUCGUGGGAGAAGCGAAACGAGCUGAGAUGUCUCGGGUGCCAAAUGAAUGGUUUACCAUUCCAGAGCAUGAAAUCACAAUUGGAUUAGAUGACCCAGAAGACAAUUCUGGACCGAACAAUUACUUCGGGUGGGAUAAUGAGAAGCCUUCCCGAAAAGUUCUGGUUCAAUCUUUCGAAGCCAAAGGACGACCGAUUACCAAUGAAGAGUACGCUCGUUUUUUAGUACAGACACACAAGACCAAAAUUCCAGCUUCAUGGGCUCAACAUCAAAAGUCUAAUGGCCACACCAAUGGUGAUUCGAAUGGGCAUAGUAGUGGAACGACAAACGGGGCAAAUCCGCCUCCACUCACUAAGGCAUAUCUUGAAGACAAGGCGCUUCGAACAGUCUAUGGUCCGGUUCCGCUUGAGCACGCCCUAGAUUGGCCAGUCUUUGCUUCGUACGACGAGCUUUCUAAAUGUGCAAUCUGGAUGGGGGGACGAAUACCGACGGUGGAAGAGGCGCGAAGUAUUUAUAGUCACGUGGAUGGCUUGAAUAUCAAGAAAGCAGAGAGACAUUUGGGCAAGACUGUUCCAGCCGUGAACGGGCAUCUUAUCAACGAGGGUGUCGAAGAGACACCGCCAUCGCAAACCUCUCAGGUUUGUGGAAGCUCACAAGAGCUUUUUACCAACCUUGAAGGUGCCAAUGUAGGAUUUAAGAACUGGCAUCCAAUAUCCGUUACUGCCGGAGGUGACAAGCUUGCAGGACAGGCUGAUAUGGGUGGAGUCUGGGAAUGGACCAGCUCUCCCCUGAGUCAACAUGAAGGAUUUGAGCCAAUGCCUUUAUAUCCUGCCUACACUGCCGACUUCUUUGAUGGAAAGCACAAUAUUAUUCUCGGAGGGUCUUGGGCAACUCAUCCUCGUAUUGCUGGAAGAAAGACAUUUGUCAACUGGUACCAGCGUAACUACCCAUACACAUGGGCCGGUGCACGCCUAGUACGUGAUUUGUAG